GUAGAUGACCAUGAUUCGCUAUAAUAGAACACAGUUUCCUAAUACAAAAAUUUUGUUUCAAGUGGCGCAGGCCUGGUUAUAAUAAAUUUAAUUACAAGUCUGUAUACCUGCUAAAAUAAUGCCGGCAAUAGACGCUUCGUUAUCUGAUGAAGAUUACAUCAUUACAAGAGCUAAGGAAGCCCAAAAGUACAAUAUUCAUUCGGCAAAAGCAUGGAUGUUGACAGCAAAAACAUUAUUUCCUUCCAAUUUCAAAAUACAGUUUGAGGCGUAUCUGAUGGAAAAGCAAUCUGGUAACGUCCAAGAAGCAGCAGAAUGUUUCAGUUCUCUAAUGUUGUCAAGGCAGAAUAUGUCUGAUUUAUUACCAGAAAUAUCGGCCAUAGCAAAUGCUCUUAAAUCGACUGAUAUUAAUUUCCUAAGUCAAAUGUUUGAUAACAUUGUUCCUGAUAUCCAACUAACUAUUUUAAAAACUAGUGUUGAAAAUAGUGAUGAUACAAUGGAGCAUUGUAGGUUGCUAGUUUUAUUAUUGAAGAAAUUUCCACAGUUAGGUGUGGACAGUCUUGUUAAAACGUUGAUAAAUUCUGAAAAGUUUUUCUAUGAUAAUCGUUAUACACGUUUAUUAGUUGUGGAGACAUUGCCUUUGCUGAGUUCUUUGGAAUCACCAAGACUUCUUCAACGUUUAUUAGUAAAAGCUAUUGAUUUUUACAAUUCUUAUGUAUAUGAUGAAACGGAACAUGACAUAACAGAUCCUUGGCAGAGACUUUAUGGAGUAUUAGACCUGCUGGGAAGACAGUUGGGAUGGGAUCCUUUUCUCAUUAAUUAUAAUAAUAGCUUAAAUAAAGAAACUUAUUUUCAGAAGUUAAUAACAUUACGAAACUGUGAAGACUGUCGUCAGUUAUUGUAUUGUGGUGUGACAUUAUUUUUAAGAUCACUUCAUGAACAAAGAUCUCUGAAAGGCAAUCAUAUUUUAAUAGAAGCACUGUCAGAUCCAGAUUUGCCUCCAUCCAAAAGAAGAAAAGGUGAUGUAGAAGUUACAGGUGUAUCAGCACAUCAAUUUCAAGCAGCUGCUAAUUGUUGGGAACUAUUACAUAGUGAUGAGGUUAUUUCACGGGAAUUUACAAAACUAGUUAAUCAGUUGCAAGUUAAACCUUGGUCAGAAGGUUUUGUUGAUGAAUUGGCUCUUUACAGAGGACAGUAUGAGGAAAUGGCACCACCGCCUACUUCAACUAACCUUUCUGCUUGUAUUGUACGAGUUUCUAUAAAUUAUUCUCAAAAGAAAUAUUCAGCUUGUAUUGAAAACAUAUUAGCAGCUUUACCACAGUUACCAUCAGUAGAAGGAGUAUUGGAAUCAGAUUUGAUAGUUGGUGGUAAACAUAGACAUUUGCACUUUAUGCCCAUGACAAAAGUGGCCAUAAUGCACUAUUUCUGCACUUUACUUAUAAGAAUUCUCUUGAGUACUGGAAAUAAUUCUGAUUUAACUAUUGGCCAUAUAUUGGUAUUAAUUCAAUUGGGUUGGCCACAAGAGGAAGCAAUAUUUCUUCAGAUAUUAGAUAUGAUUAGACAGAAAGGUGUAUUCCAUUAUCAUUUAUUUUCAGCAUAUAUUAUACAUAUAGAUAUAUUGGAAGAACUUAGUUUCAUUUGGAAUGAGCAUGGAAAUAAUAUUGCAUUGGACAUAUUGCCAAAUUCUCAGCAACACCUUGGUCAAAGAAGGAUUGGAACACGUGGUGCUGAUAAAGGGGUUAAAGAAGAUUUCAAACAAGCUAUGAAAGCUCAAGUAGCCAGAAGUAAUGAAUCUUUACUCAAUUUGAUGAUACAGUUCAUAACAUCUGAACGACCUUAUUUGCUUCAAAUAUAAUUAAAAAGUUUAAAAAUUAAAA
This is a messenger RNA of Galleria mellonella (greater wax moth), 1874 nucleotides long. It is a transcript of the gene IntS10, whose product is annotated as integrator complex subunit 10. Bases 119 to 1852 code for a protein of 577 amino acids. The transcript is spliced from 2 exons. Gene Ontology annotation, biological process: snRNA processing. Lineage: Eukaryota; Metazoa; Arthropoda; Insecta; Lepidoptera; Pyralidae. Gene Ontology annotation, cellular component: integrator complex. The record is from RefSeq and is a predicted model, not a curated record.